AGUCCAACGGAACUGAUGCCAGAUUUGGGAGUUAGGUAGGGCUUUGCUACCAAUACCUCUAAAACCUUUGACAUCGUUCUUCCCUCCACGUUUGCCUUUCCCCUUCUGCUUUCAAUCUUCUCCUUUUUGACCCUCUUGUGUAUAUUUUGGACCUUCUUUUCCUCUAUUUCUGACCAGUUGAUAGAAUAACUUGCCAAUUUGAUUGUCUUGCAACGACUACCAAACCACAGGUUCCAUUGCAGCACCAAAAAAAUGCCAAGCCCAGUGCUGAAAGCUGGGAGCAGACCACCGUGGGUGGGUUUGGCAGCAGCUGUUUGGGUUCAGAUUGCUGCUGGCAAUGCCUAUAACUUUCCACUGUAUUCUCCUCUGCUGAAAUCAGUGUUGGGUUACAAUCAGAUGCAGCUGACCAUUCUUGGAGUGGCCAAUGAUAUUGGAGAGAAUGUGGCUUUGCUUCCUGGGAUUGCCUGCAACAAGUUCCCUCCUUGGGCUGUGCUUCUGGUUGGUUGUGUGCUCUGUUUCUUUGGCUAUGGAGUCCUCUGGCUUGCUGUUAGUGAGACUGUUGCCAACAUGCCUUAUGUUUUGUUAUUUAUCACAAUUCUCAUUGCCAUGAAUAGCAAUGCUUGGUUCGGCACAGCAGUGCUUGUUACCAACAUGAGGAACUUUCCUCUCAGUAGAGGCACUGUUGCUGGCAUUCUCAAGGGCUAUAUUGGGAUUAGUGCCGCAGUUUAUACAGUGGUAUACAGUUUGGUUUUUAAAGAGUCUGCCUUAAAGCUGUUGCUGUUCCUUGCUCUUGGGCUUCCUGUUUUGUGUUUGGCUUUAAUGUACUUUAUCCGGCCAUGUACUCCAGCUUCUGGUGAAGAGUCUUCAGAGCGUGGCCAUUUUCUCUUCACUCAAGCUGUCAGCGUUGUUCUUGCAAUCUAUCUUCUCUUAAUCACCAUAGUAUACGAGAUGAUAUCCCUUAGUCAAGCAGUUUCUUAUAUUUUGAUUGCUAUUGUGGUUAUCCUUCUGUUGUCCCCCCUUGCAAUUCCUAUCAAAAUGACAUUAUUUCCUGUAAGGGCCCGUAUUGAUUCUUCAGAUCAACUUGCUCCACCAGAAGGUGAUGCAACCCAAACAGAUCCUUUGCUGACAUCAUCCUCAUCAGAUACUAAUAUUGGGAGUUUAUUUGAGGCUGAUGAUUCUGAUGUGGAGACACUUCUUGCUAUUGGGGAAGGAGCAGUGAAGAAGAAAACGAGACCUAAAAGGGGAGAGGAUUUUGAGUUCCAAGAAGCUUUUAUAAAGGCUGAUUUCUGGCUGCUUUGGUUUGUUUAUUUUCUUGGGGUUGGUUCAGGAGUGACAGUGCUCAAUAAUUUAAGCCAGAUUGGGGUUGCAUUAGGCAGCGGUGAUACGGCAAUAUUGUUGUCUCUCUUCAGCUUUUGCAAUUUUGUGGGUCGUUUGGGUUCAGGUGUUGUUUCUGAACACUUCGUCAAGAAAAAUACACUUCCUCGUACAUUUUGGAUGACAUGCGCACAUAUAUUGAUGAUCGUAUCAUUUCUUUUGUAUGCAUCAGAUUUCAGUGGUACUCUCUAUGUCGCAACUACUCUGCUUGGUAUCUGCUAUGGUGUUCACUAUUCUAUGAUGGUUCCAACUGUGUCUGAACUUUUUGGAUUAAAGAAUUUUGGUAUAAAUUACGGCUUCAUGUUAAUAGGAAAUCCUAUUGGUGCAGUUCUUUUCUCAGUUCUUCUUGCUGGUAAUUUAUAUGAUGCUGAAGCAGCUAUACAAGGAACCUCCACCUGCGUGGGUGCAGACUGUUUCAGGAUCACAUUUCUGGUUUUGGCCGGAGUCUGUGGGUUGGGCACCAUCUUGGGCAUAAUUUUGACAGUUAGAGUUCGUCCCGUUUACCAGAUGCUUUAUGCCGGAGGUUCUUUCCGUUUGCCUUCAAGUGCGAUCCACUGAUGAUUGGGGAUGGUAUCAUGUAAUGACAUCAAGCCUUGGUGGUUCUCUGGAGUUAAGUUCCACUGAAUUCGUUCAGAAUUACAGAUAACUAGAGAACAUAUCUGCAGCUAUAUAUCAGCUGUGUUUAGUGUUACACUAUAAGUCGCCCUCAAGCAGGCCACCAGUAUGUGCUGCUGGCAGAUCGAGGAAAAGCUAGAAGACCAAGGUUUCGGGGAUUAUCAUACGCAAAUCGAUGUAUUAUUGAAGAAUUUUAGCCCUUUAGGUAUGCUGAGUUUAUUAUGAACAUUUGGGAGAGUAUUAUGCUCUUCUUUUCUUAAGUCAUCACAGUUGGUUUUAUGUAUCGUAUUAAGGAUUCUAGAAUGAAUUCUAUUGGUAACCAACCUCCAUCAUAAAGUGACAUUCAAUGAUGUAACGGUUCGGAAU
Molecule: messenger RNA, 2355 nt
Organism: Argentina anserina (silverweed cinquefoil)
Lineage: Eukaryota; Viridiplantae; Streptophyta; Magnoliopsida; Rosales; Rosaceae
Product: protein NUCLEAR FUSION DEFECTIVE 4
Exons: 3
Coding region: 253-1932 (559 amino acids)
Biological process (GO): transmembrane transport
Cellular component (GO): membrane
Molecular function (GO): transmembrane transporter activity
Source: RefSeq, a predicted model, not a curated record